AUGGCGACAAGCCUCCGCGGCGCCAUGAGAGCUUGUGUGGGCUCAAGCAUCCAGAGUCUCUUUUCUUUGCCGUGGUCGGGCCUGGUGUUGUUGCGCCGCUCUGGCUCCAGUAUGGUUGUGCUUGCAGCUGUCCCGCAAAGUUACCGCCGUGCGGGAGACGCGAAGGAAAAAGUCCCCCGUGGGGAAAAAACACAACGGCGUCUGGCAUGGGCAAGAUCAGCACACCCACCCAGCACCCACUUGUUUUUCUCCGCGCCGUCUCGAGAGCCUUUGCACACUGACGAUGAGAUCCCGGGUCAAUCGCGAUAUGGCGUCCUUGGCUGCCCCGACGCGGUUACAUCCACUGUCCAUCCCCCAACAACCACUGCACACGCGCUCUUGGCUCUUCUUGGCCCGUAUCAAGGUCCAGUGGCUGACUGA
Molecule: messenger RNA, 420 nt
Organism: Bipolaris victoriae FI3
Lineage: Eukaryota; Fungi; Ascomycota; Dothideomycetes; Pleosporales; Pleosporaceae
Exons: 2
Coding region: 1-420 (139 amino acids)
Source: RefSeq, a predicted model, not a curated record